Molecule: messenger RNA, 1224 nt
Organism: Naegleria gruberi
Lineage: Eukaryota; Heterolobosea; Eutetramitea; Acrasida; Naegleriidae
Exons: 1
Coding region: 1-1224 (407 amino acids)
Source: RefSeq, a predicted model, not a curated record
AUGUUAGAACCAGAACCAGAAGUUCAACUCGAUAGCCCUGAUGAAUGUUUUGCCGUUAGUAAUAACAUUCCUGAAUUUUCAUUCGAGACCAAUGAUGAAGAUAUUGUUUGGGAAACUGUGUUCUUUAAUGUAAUUAAUAAGGAUAAGUUGAUUUCCAAUGAAGAACUAACAGAAACUGAGCAAAAACAUUUCAAAGGAAACUCUGUUGCACUCCUCAAGACAGAUGCAAAGAGAAAAAUUAAUUACCACAACCUUAUCACUCCAAAGUUUCUUGAAAAAGAGUGGAGUUUUGCUUCUCAAGAUUGUGCUUUAAAGUCCAUAUAUGCUCACUCAUGCAAAAUAACAGUCAUUCUACAAGAAGGAUACGAAACCCGUUCCUUCAUUGGAAGUGGUGUUAUUGUCUUGAAAGAUAAAUCUUUGGACUAUAUGAUGGCUUUAACAAGUGCUCAUAUAUUUUAUCCUAAAGAGAUGAAUAAUCCAAUUAUUAAGGGAAUUUUCAUUGUCUUGAGUAAUGGUGGGCAAUUUAAGGAGUGUGAUGGUAGUCUAGUGGAAACAGGAGAUUUUAAAACGAAAAAAGACCACUCCUCUGACUGGGCACUUUUGAAGGUUACCUCUGGGAUGACGAACGACCUUUUAGAAGAUUCGUUAACAUUAAUUCCUUCUCCAUCAGAAUCAAGAGCAUUAAACCAUUUUACAGAAACAGAAGGAUAUCCGUGCAUUUAUUCAACUUUGCUUAUUGGCUAUUUCACAAAAGGCACCUUUGAUAAUGACUGUAGAGAAUUUAAAAGAUUAAGAGAGAUUGGAUUUGAAAUUGAAGAUGUUUGGAAAAUUAUUCCCUUCGAUAUGGCCCUGUCUUUUGGAUGGACUACAUCUUGUAAGCCAGGGAACAACCCUGUUUACAAUUGUGGAACCACUAUCUGUUGCUCUGGAGGGCCUUUAUUUAAGUGUAGAAUCAAUGUCGACCGGUUAGGAGAGAUUGUGAAAUAUGAUCAAAUAACAAUCAAUGAAACCGAACUAAAAAACUUGUUCCAGAAGAGUUACAUUUCAACAAGAAUAAUGGGUUUGCAUAGUGGAGGAGCAUAUUUUGGAAAUAUAGCUUGUUCAGCCAUUCACUUUUUCAAAAGCUAUUAUCAACAUGUUUAUUUGCCUCACCAAGACUUAUUCUCUUUGAGUGAUCAAAUAUUUAUUGAAACAGAGUUACAGAAUGAAGGAAAUUUGAUUUGA